GCUACAGGCGCACAGCAAGCCUCUCGAUACAUAUGCCGAGAAAUGUCCUUGAUUUCCCCCUCAUAAAUCUACGCCAGAGAGCUAGCAUCAUGUUCAGGUCCGGGAGACCACCCCACCAUGAUUCUACUAAUUGUGUAUGUCUUUCUAGCAUUAUGUUCGUUGGGAGCGUCAACGCCCAUAUUGUGGGACGGUCGUGCACCAUUCAACUUGACUAGCCCGGACUUAGAUUCAUCGACGGGUCCGUACCUGACAGUUGUAAAGGGGAGCACAGAAAAUGCGAGUCAUUACUCGAACCUGCAUGGACAUGCCUUGCAUCCUACUCCCCUCUGGAACAAAGUCUUACUCAUACCCGCAGAGCAAGUCAUCUCGGUAUCUAUCGACAACACUUCCGUGUUCAUACCGGGUUCUGGUCCACCACAGCUUGGUUUUCGGCGUACAGAGUUUAUCGCAGCCGUGAAUGGCGAUCAUGACGAUUUGAACCCUGUCUUGGAAAGUGGGACUACAGUGUUCCACUUCUCUAUCAAGAAAGAUGAAAGAAGACCUUUGAAUUAUAGUCAUGAGUAUCAGAUUGUCUUCAUUGAGCCUAGCGAAGGGACGCAUGUCUUUGGGAUCCAACUUGGGUCUCCGUUCACGAACCCUACAGGCAAACUUCCUGCCAAGAACGCACAUUCAUUCAAAGUCCUUGACCACGACUUGAAUGUCCUCUUCACGGCUCCUUUCACAUCUGGCUCGUGGCAUCACUUCGCAAUCCAAGUUGAUUGGACGAAUAAGACUCUAGCGGUGUUCUAUUCAAAGGAUGCAUCACCUCUUCGACCAGUAACACGACUUGUACCCAACCUUUCUGUUGCUAGUGGCGCAUCUGACCAAGGGGACUUCCACUUCGGCGUUUUGAAGGUAAGAGGACAGUUAGCCAUCGAGUCUGAUUUUGCUUGGCAUCUUCCUCAGCUUCCGCUCGUGAAUCCGGCGGACAGACCUGCCGACCGGGGAGAUGUCGUCCAUCAUGGAAUCCAAGAGGGGACUACGGAAGGGUUGCUUUAUUCAGGAGUAUUCGUCGAAAGCGUUUCGCGCGGUGUCAGCAUCGGAAACAGUUUAUUGGCACGGCCAAUUUCGUAGCAAGAAAUUCCAUUUCGCCCUUGUGUGUUUGUAUUGAAAUCUUUGCAGUACCGCGUGCGAGAUCUAUCGAGAAGAAAAUGAAAGACCCAUGUAGAUAACCCAGUCAACAUGCCCAAAGUGAAUCAAGGUAAAGCUAGGAAUUUCGG
Somion occarium is the source of this 1259-nucleotide messenger RNA. NCBI's taxonomy places the organism in Eukaryota, Fungi, Basidiomycota, Agaricomycetes, Polyporales, Cerrenaceae. The record is from the annotation of a GenBank genome assembly.